ACAUGGCGCCUGACAGUGAGCAUGGAGUCCGCUAUUUGACACUCGUCGUCAACAUAUGAGAGCUCGUUUCUCCCUGUGAACGACUUCUUCUUGCACAGGUCAAAAUGUUUCGGCGGUCGAGAUUUAGUGUGCGGCCCAAUGUCGGCACUACAGGCAGAACAGCAGCGACAUCCCAGGAAGCCCCCUCAUCAAAUCAGGAGGCCACUGAGACCCCCGGAGACACAAGUACGAGCAGCACUCCUACUCCUGUGACGGAUACCACACCUGCUGUUACUCCAUCAGUGACUAGUACAGCUUCAGGGGAUGGCGGUGAUCACAUUGUGGAAGGUAGUAGCUCCUCAGCAACAGUCCAGAGAAGGAAGCGGUUUUCUGUCAAGCCCAAAGUGGCCCCAGGCCGCCUCUCAACCAUUGGUCGGACUCCAAAAUCCCCCAUCAAGUCAGUGUCUGAAACUCCUGUUGAAGUGCCCAUCUCAGAUCUUGAUAAGCAAACAACAUCCAGCCAAACUGGGACUACAGCAGCCCCUCAAGGACUCCAGUCCCCAAAGCGACGAAGGCCUUCGGAAGAGAGCAAGCAGCCGAAAGUGCAACCCAAAGUCACUCUCCCUCCUUCUGACUCUGCAGGACCUCCAACUGUGCCUCUACCUGAAGUGCUACAAAAAACUAAUCUGACAACAGACAGUGGCAAACAAUCAGAAAGCAAUUCAGAGAGCCAAGUUAAAGACGUCCCUCAUAAACAUCAAGAUAAAGUACUCUUCUCUAUACCAGACAGAGAAACUGUUGAAAUAUCAGAGAAGGCCAAGACUUUAGUGUCAUCUAAGAGUGGACGGACUCUCACACCAUCCACAUCUUUAAGUAAGCUCCUGAAUGACCCAUCUGAUCUACAGAGGCUGGCAAAGGCCCAAAAACUUAGAGAGCUGCUCAGACAGGAGAGACACAAGGACAAGAAACCCAGGAAAUCCAAAACUCAUGUAAAGGAAUACACUUUAGAUCCUUCAAAAAUGACCAUGAGUGACCUUAUCCAUUAUCUCCCUCUGUCUAACCCCAUGACAUCUAGUUUAGAAGACAUGGAUCAGGAGAAUGAGAAUGAGACUGUGAUUCCACCUUCACCAGGAAGAGAAGAAUCUCCAGAGAGUGCACAGGAACCUGAGGUCCCCCCUAAAGUAGUGAACCCGAGUGGUGAGGAGGAGGAAGUGGCAGAGGAUGAGGAUGAGCAAGAUGAGUCACUCAUGGUCCCCCAGCUUAAAGUAGCAGAGGAUGGUUCACUGAUCAUUGAUGAAGAGAGCUUGACCGUGGAGGUCCUGCGAGCAAAAGGACCAAACCCAGCACAGGAGCGAGAUCCCAUUUUUGAGCGAGGGUCCACUACAACUUACACAAGCUUUAGAACAGUGACCCACACAAAACCCUGGUCCAGUGAAGAGACCGACAUGUUCUUCCUGGCAAUCAGUAUGGUGGGGACAGACUUUUCCAUGAUUUCUCAACUGUUUCCUCACAGAGCUCGAUCAGAAAUUAAGAACAAAUUCAAAAAAGAGGAGCGACUGAAUUCCUGGAGGAUUGAUAAAGCUUUCAGAGAGAGGCGUAAGCUGGACAUAGAGUAUUUUUCUAAGCUGCUAGAAAAAAUUCUGGAGUUUCAGAAAAACAAAAAGAAACUUCAGUCACUUGCUAAGAAAAAUGCCUACAAGAAGAGAAAGCGCAUGGAAAAAAAAGCUACAAGCAAAUUAAGUGAUGUGGAUGAAGAAGAAGAAGAGGAUGAUGAAGUUCCUGACUUGGAUGAUGAGGAGGGGGGAGAGAAAGAGAAUGAGGCUCUCUGUAAUGAAGGCAAAUCCUCUGUUUCUAAGCCCCAGAGGCAACGCAAAAGAAAGACCAAACAGGCCGAUUCGAGCGAGGAACCAAAAGAAAGGAAAAGGAAAAAGGGUGAAAAGAGCAGUGAUCAAGCUGAGGCUUGCAUACCUGAAGAUAGUGAAGCAGAACUUCCUGAGGAACAUACAAGUUCAGAUACAACUGAAAAGACUGAGAGUGCAAAUCCAUCCAAGGACACGACUGUCAAGCCUGCUCGACUCUCACGAGGCAGAGCACCAAAGUCACUUGUACCCUUGGGCCGAAAGUGGGGUAAAAAACCUCCUCCAGACUCUGGAAAGGAUAAAGAUACUACACCAGAUAAUGGAGAUCAUGACGUGUCUGAUGGUGGAGCAUCGAAGGAGCAGGUAAAUAAAGAAUCAUCACCUUUGAGGCAAGCCAGUAAGAAGCAGUCAGCUGAUGGUGAUGUUUCCUCUGAAGAAGAGCCUGCCAGUGUUCAACCUCCAAAACCUACCAGGUAUGGAAGAAUGCCUAAACCCAUCCAGCCUCUGAAUUACCCUGCUAAGGAAGCUGCACACUCCUCUUCAUCUGAUGCCACACCUGGCUCACCAGUGGGGUCCACUGCUUCCACUACCAAGCCUAAACCCAAAUGCAAAGCCAAGAGAGUAAGAUUGUCAAAGCAAGAGUCAGCCCAAGUGUCCAAAAAGCCCAAACUGGUCACCCUCAGGGCCUCUUGCACAGAAUACAGUGAUGACGAGGAUGAAAGGCAGCAGGGUCACGCAGAGAUAGAGGAGGAGGAAGAGGAGCAAUUUGCAUGCAGCCUCAUCGAGGACAGCAGUGCCCCUGUCUUUGUGCCCGCCAGCCUGCGUUCCCCAUGUCCUGUGAUUUCACAAGUGGAAGAGACUAUGGAAGAGCUUGAUAUCUUGGCAAAUAUACCCGAUGUGUUGGGCAUCUCCCAAGAUGCACUAUGCCCUGGUGUCUCUUGGGAGCAGGCACAAAAUGAGACAGACACACCUGAACCAUGUGAACAUCAGUUGGACCUGCUAGUUGAUGUUAUAGACUUCCUUUCUUCAGAACACAAAGAAGUAUGUGAAGACGAGAGCUACAAUGAGGCUGCUCAAACCCUGUUGGCCAUCGGUAACCCAACUCAUCUACCACAGACGGCACAAACUCAGUUAGCCACGCAAGAUCACAUAACAGAGAUAUUGUCAGUCAGUGCAAAACAACCUGGGCAACACAUGGAAGAAGCUGCUUUUCAAGAGGCAAGCAAUGACACUCUUCUUAUGUUUGGUCAUGAAGAUACUGAAACAUCAGAGACGCUAUUUACUGUGGAGCAGCAACAUGCUUUAACUGACGGUAGUUGUAUUCCCAUGAUUAAAACCAGUGAUCAGACAUGUGAUGAGCCAAAAACUGAUCCCAGUUUACAAUCGGAGACAGAAAGUUCAAAAAAAAAUUAUCCACAGACCAGAAAAGGGCGCUUAUCCAAAGUGAAACCUAAACCUAACUUGGACCGCAGCUCAAAGACUGUACAGCCUAAACCCCAACCAGAUACACCAGCAGAACAGACAGCAGAGGAGAGCAACUCCAAAGUUGCAAAUCAUCACCAAGUCACUGAGACAUUGUCCAUUCCCGAAGAAACGAUCCCCAACAUACCAGAAUUUUCUGACAUUUCUUGUACUAAAGUAAAACUUGAAGAAAAGCUAUUUUUCUGUCAGGAAGGAUCCAGUGCAGCAACAUCAGAUCAGAGUAUCUCAGAGAACCAGAGUCACUGCUUGUUGACUACUGUCAACAGAGACACUCAGUCAACAUCUGAGUCCUCCAAGGAAAAAGUUACGUCUCCUGCUCAAAUAAUAGCACCUUUUUCUAAUAAUUUAGUGACAUCUGACAUAUCAGUUACAGAAACACAACUUCAACAAUGGUCCAACACAGAUUCUGUCCCACUUAAAGAAAGUUGUCAGCAUACUGCUGCUUUUGUCACACCUGCAGAACAUUUACCUGUCAGUCAGACAGAAGUGACUUCUCAGUCUAGAUGCAGUCGAUUGCAAAAAGUCAAACCCAAACCAAACAUACCACGGACUUCAAGAACUGCUCGAUUAACACCUUCAAUAGAAGACACAAAAGACUCAGCAGAGGAUGACUCAACACCGAUCUUUCCAAAUUUCAAAGAAAAAGCAAUGGUAGAGCUUGAACUGGAAGAAAAGUGUGGAACCUCUCCUGAAAAACCAUGUCAUGCCACUGGUCCUGCUACAGCUUUAGCAUCGCCAUUUGAUCCAGAAUCUACUUUGUCACCCACAAUGGAGUUGUCUACAACUGAGGAGAAAAGGACAGAUGGUGGAAUUGUUAGUCAGUUGCAUUUUUCUACAAUAUCAGGUCAAAGUGGCUCAGAAAACCAGAAUCUCUCUGAUGUUUCUUUUAAACCCAGUAGCCGAGACACAGGGUCAACAUCUGCAACUAUAGAUGAAAAGGGAGCAACUCAAGAUCAACCAGCUGGGAAUAGUGAUGACCUGGUGAUAUCUCUCUCAGAUGUAACAGUAUCACAAGCAGGACAAGAGAGCAGGGAGCAUCCUGCCACACAUGUAGAUGAUUUACCUGUUCUUCAGAAAGCAGAAAGUGAAGUCAAAACGUCUUGCCAGUCGAGAAGAAAUCGAUUACAAAAAGUCAAACCAAAAAUACCACAGACACCAAGAACCCCUCGUUCUACUCCUCAAACGACAAAAGACUGUGUAGAGAAAGACUACAACCCAACACCAGUUUUGAAAGCUGUGGAAUCAUCAUGUGAUUCAGCCUCUACACUUUCAACCACUCAGGAAUUACCUCCAAGUGAAAAGGAGAAAAGAACAGAUGACGGGCAUAUUGGUCAGGUAUUCCCUGUUGCAUCAACAUCAGGCCAGAGUGUUUCAGAAAACAAGAUCUUUUCUGAUGUUUCUUUUGAACCCAUCAAUGAAGACACAGGGUCAACAUCUGCAGCCACAGAUCAGAAAUGGCUCAGUCAAAAUGAAAUGACUGAGAAUACUGACAUUUCUGUGACAUCUGUCUCAGCUGCUACAAAAUCACAAGCUGGACAAGACUUAGCUGCAGUGACAGAGAGCAGUGAAGGUCCUGCCACACAUGUCACACCUGUUGAAGAUAUAUCUGUCAGUCAGAAAGAAGUAAGUGAUGUCACACCUAUGUCUCAAUCAAGAAGCAGUCGAUUCCAAAAAGUCAAACCCAAACCAAACAUACCACAGACGUCAAGAACUGCUCUGCUCAAAUCUCAAACAAAAGACAAAAAAGGCUCUGCAGAGAAAGACUCCAACCCAACACCAAUCUUGACACUCCAAGAAAAGACAAUAGUAGAGAUCGGAGCAGAAGGAGAUGAAGCUACAGCUUUAAUGUCAUCAUUUGAUCCAGAGUCUACUUUGUCACCCACAAAGAAAUCGUUUACAACUGAGGAGGAGAAAAGGACAGAAGAUGGGCUUGUUGGUCAGUUGGAUUUUGCUGCAACGUCAGGUCAAAGUGGCUCAGAAAACCAGAGUCUCUCUAAUGUUCCUUUCAAACCCAGUAGCAGAGACACAGGGUCAACAUCUGCAGCUAUAGAUGAAAAGGGAGCAACUCAAGAUCAACCAGCUGGGAAUAGUGAUGACCUGGUGACAUCUCUCUCAGAUGUUACAGUAUCACAAGCUGGACAAGAGAUCAGGGAGCAUCCUGCCACACAUGUCACACCUGUAGAUAAUUUACCUGUUCUUCAGAAAGCAGAAAGUGAAGUCAAAACUUCUUGCCAGUCGAGAAGAAAUCGAUUGCAAAAAGUUAAACCAAAACCAAACAUUCCACAGACACCAAGAACCCCUCGUUCUACUCCUCAAACAACAAAAGACUGUGUAGAGAAAGACUACAACCCAACACCAGUCUUGAAAGCUGUGGAAUCAUCAUGUGAUUCAGCCUCUACAUUUUUAACCACUCAGGAAUUACCUACAAGUGAAAAGGAGAAAAGAACAGAUGACGGGCAUAUUGGUCAGGUAUUCUCUGUUGCUUCAGCAUCAGGCCAGAGUGUUUCAGAAAACAAGAUCUUUUCUGAUGUUUCUUUUGAAUCCAUCAACAAAGACACAGGGUCAACAUCUGCAGCCACAGAUCAGAAAUGGCUCACUCAAAAUGAAAUGACUGAGAAUACUGAAAUUUCUGUGACAUCUGACUCGGCUGCUACAGAAUCACAAGCUGGACAAGACUUAGCUGCAGUGACAGAGAGCAGUGAAGAUCCUGCCACACAUGUCACACCUGAAGAUGGAUCUGUAGAACAGAAAGAAGUAAGUGAUGUCACAUCUGUUUCUCAGUCAAGAAGCAGUCGAUUCCAAAGAGUCAAACCCAAACCAAACAUACCACAGACAUCAAGAACUGCUCUACUCAAAUCUCGAACAAAAGACAAAAAAGGCUCUGCAGAGAAAGACUCCAACCCAACACCAAUCUUGAAACUCCAAGAAAAGGCAAUGGUAGCAAUCAAACCAGAAGGAGAUUGUGGAACUUCUCCUGAAAAACCAAGUCACAGUGUUGGUCCUGCUACAGCUUUAAUGUCGUCAUUUGAUCCAGAGUCUACUUUGUCACCCACAAAGGAACCGUUUACAACUGAGGAAAAAAAGGCAGAUGAUGGGCUUGUUGGUCAGUUGGAUUUUGCUGCAACAAUAUCAGGUCAAAGUGGCUCAGAAAACCAGAGUCUCUCUGAUGUUUCUUUUAAACCCAGCAGCAGAGACACAGGAUCAACAUCUGUAACUAUAGAUGAAAAGGGAGCAACUCAAGAUCAACCAGCUGAGAGUAGUGAUGACCUGGUGACAUCUCUCUCAGAUGUUACAGUAUCACAAGCAGGACAAGAGAGCAGGGAGCAUCCUGCCACACAUGUAGAUGAUUUACCUGUUCUUCAGAAAGCAGAAAGGGAAGUCAAAACUUCUUGCCAGUCGAGAAGAAAUCGAUUGCAAAAAGUCAAACCAAAAAUACCACAGACACCAAGAACCCCUCGUUCUACUCCUCAAAAAACAAAAGACUGUGUAGAGAAAGACUACAACCCAACACCAGUCUUGAAAGCUGUGGAAUCAUGUGAUUCGGCCUCUACGCUUUCAACCACUCAGGAAUUACCUACAAGUGAAAAGGAGAAAAGAACAGAUGACGGUCAUAUUGGUCAGGUAUUCUCUGUUGCUUCAGCAUCAGGCCAGAGUGUUUCAGAAAACAAGAUCUUUUCUGAUGUUUCUUUUGAACCCAUCAACAAAGACACAGGGUCAACAUCUGCAGCCACAGAUCAGAAAUGGCUCACUCAAAAUGAAAUGACUGAGAAUACUGACAUUUCUGUGACACCUGACUUAGCUGCUACAGAAUCACAAGCUGGACAAGACUUAGCUGCAGUGACAGAGAGCAGUGAAGAUCUUGCCACACAUGUUACACCUGAAGAUGGAUCCGUCAGUCAGAAAGAACAGAAUGAAGUUACAUCUACUUGCCAGCCUCGAAGAAGUAGAUCACAAAAAGUCAAACCCAAACCACAUAUACCACAGAGAUCAAGAAAUGCUCUACUCAUACCUCCAACGACAAAAGACUCCGAUACAACUCCAACCUCAAAACUUCAUAAAAAAACAGAAGUACAGCUUGAACCUCCUUCAGUGUUGAUUACAUCAUCUGAGGAUUUUGGUUCUUCUCCUGCAACCACAAAGGAAAUGUCUACAACUGAAAAGGGGGAGAGGACAGAUGACGAGCUUGUUGGUCAGGCGAAGACUGUUGGAGCAACAUCAGGUCAGUUUGGUUCAGAAAAUCAGAACCUUGUGACACCUGACUCAGCUCCCACUGAAACACAAACUGGACAAGAUGUAGCUCCACUCCAAAAGAGCAGUGAAGAUCAUUUCACACUUGUUACACUUGUUACACCUGUCAGUCAAGAACAAGGUGGUGAAAACCUAGCGCAAUCAUCGAGAACUGUCAAGUCUAAACCUCAAGCCAUACCUGUACAGCUUGAGGAAAGACCCUCUAGCCCAACUUCAAAGACUGGAUCCACUGACAAUGCAGCAGCAGAGGUGGAAGCUCUGCCAAUUUGCAGUGUCAACCUUCCUGUAAAACCAAGGGAAAGUACUAACACUUCUUCAGUUUCAGUGCCAUCAGUGGAAAUAUGCACUACUCAGAAUACCACAGAGGAAUUAUCUGCGACUAUGAAAAAAAAGACAGAACUUGCUCUUACCAGCAGCUCAGACAGUUCAGAAACAAAAGCACCUCAAAGAAGAAGACACUUUCCCAAGGUCAAACCCAAUGUUGGGUCAUCCACCAGACCUACACGGACAAAGCCAGAGACAAAGAGUAUCGGUUUUUCAAAUGUAACCUUAGAAAAACAACCUGUGGACAAUUCACAAGCAGAAUUGAAUCCUACAGACAAUAAUGUGCUCUUGACAUCUUCACACUGUUCAUUAAAUACUGAACUCGGCUCAACACAAUCUGCACUUGAUGAGUCUGAAAAGAGACUUGCCAGCACACAUGAUGAGAGCAUGUCCGCUCAUGUUAUUUCCAUGGCAACCUCUGGGGAAACAAUUGAGAAUCAAUCCUUGUUAAUAGAUUCAGUUAUUGAAAAUACAAGCAGUGAAAUGUCCACACUUAAGAGGGAAUCCACAGGACACAGAAUGUCAAAUAAUGAUCAGGGGGAUGUUGGACCUGCUUCACAAGAGGAUUGGAAGCUGAAUAUGUCCACUAAACCUACAGAGUCAAAUACCCAACCAGCGGAUUAUUCAACUGCAGCUUCAGGAGAUGGUCACACAGUAUCAAGAACAGAUUUGCUUCUGGCACCUUCUGUCACCUCCAUACCAGAUACAAGAGAAAGCAGCCCUCAUCCAUGUGUGCAAAGUGACGCAGAUGGAAGAAGUCGAGAUGAAACGCAGCUUUCUUCAGAAACUAGUAACACUGAACAAACCUCAAAUGACAAAUUUCAAUCUGCCCAAAGCACUGACCCCACACACUCAGCUCUGUCCAAUUCCUCGAAGUCUUCAAAAGAAGCCAUGCAAACUCGGAGAGGCAGGCUCAUUAAACCCAAACCCAAGUUGGGCCGCGGAAGUCGUCCUCUGCAACCCCAAGUCCAGAAUUCCACUCAAGCAGAAGCAGAUUCUGAAGACAGGGAUGCUUCUGAUUCCCAUGACCCUGUGUCAAAAUUACAACCUGACAAUCCAGAACCAGUCGAAGGGGCUAUUGAAACACACAGUAAACCAGGGUGUCCUCCUAGUAACACAGAGUCUUUGCUGGGGUGCUUGACGCAAAUUAUUGAUCAACCCUCUCCAAAUGAUACUGCAUCUCCUUUGGGAUGUUUGACACAAGUACUGGACACUUCCUCUCAGAAUACACCAAUAUUGACGACAGAGGGGGAGACCCAAAGUCAUCCGUGUCUCACACUUUUUCCACACAUGACGUCAGAGCAGGUGCCUUCGGAUAAAGAUGAGCCGUUUUUCAUCCUCUCACUCACCGAGAUUCCAGUCGGCUCAUCGGGGGAGUUGGUGGAAACUGCAGCACAGCCUCUCCCUUUGGUUGGAGAGACAUUUAUACAGCAACAGAGCAGUGUAUCUGGAGAGAGUUUGGCACCAGCAGGAGAAGAACCUAUCAUUCAUGUCCCUGUGUCACCGUCCACAGAAGAGAUGUGUGAUGUGGGCUUUUUCAGUGUAAAAGAUGCUUGGUCGGACCCAGUUGACAGUACUGAUCUGAUCAUUGAGAAUCAAGUGGAUCCACUGGAGAAUACAACAGUGCAGCCCUCAAAAUUACAAGAAACUGUAGAUGACAAUAAGACUACUGGAAGUCCCCCUACAAAGCAGAGAUUAACAGGAACUGGAAGAAGAGCUAAGCUCCAGGUUAAACCUCAUACUAUGAGGAAGACGCGUGCCAACAAGUCUGAAAACACCAACAAGGACUCUGAACUUCCUGGACCUUCCAUGCAACCUGAAGGUUCUGCAGACAGUGAACUCCUCAGUGAACCACAGAAAAUAAGUAAUGAACCUGAAAACACUGAAAAGGAGACUCCAGCAGGUGCAAAGGGUCCUGAAGACGGCCACCACACAGGAGCAAAAACGAAAACUCCAAAGGCUGCAAAGAGGAAAGGGAACGGUAAUACUGCUUCAAGUGAUCCUUCCUCUGGCAAAGCAGCUUCCAAGGACUCUAAAGUCAAAACUCUGCAAACAAGGAGGAAAUACUCCCAGCCAUCACCUGCAGCUUCAGCGUCACUCCAUGUCGCUCCCACAGCUGCUUCGUCACAGCAGCCAGAGGAAAUCCCCUCAGCGUCUACUGCUUCAGCAGCUUUAGAGGUGGAUGUUAUUCAGCGGAACACUGAUCACAGUCAACCCCGGUCAGACCCCAUCCUAGCACUUCUCAGUGUACAGAGGUUUCAGCUCCUCAGCAGAGUCCAGAGAGCGAUUCGGAGGAGGAGCCCACCAAUGUGUCUCAGUACUUCCUCAGUGAUAUUUUUACUGAAGUGGAAGAUGAUUAAAAGUCCCACAGAGGUGGAGAGAGAGAGAGAACCUGCCCAUGGUUUCAUUGUAAAGUUGUUUCUUUAAAGGUUUGUUCAUGACUAAAAGGCAGUUUUUAUUAUUUUUGCUACAGUGAAUUAAAGCUGAAUUUGUUAUUCAGACAAACACAUUUUCAUUAUUGCAAGGAUUUUUGAAUGUGCCUGCAUAAUGCAUUUCUUUGUAUACAUCAUACAAAUUCAGUGUAUAUAGUUGCUGUAUAAUUUAUAUUCUUUUGAAAAUGUGUUUGUCAAUAAUAAACUGUGAAAUCACGAUCGUCUGACUGAAGAGGCCUACACCUUUUCAAAUCAUAAAAAUCAAAUCUUUUUUUGUUUGUAUACCAACUAUAACCAUGUGAAUAUUGUACCAUAGCAAACCUUUUUAAUGUCUAUGUUUGUGUUUUGUUUUUUUAGUGAUAUCAUCUGUGACAAAAAAAUCCUGAUAUCAGAUUAUAUAUUUGUCACUAUAUUUUGCAAAUGUAGCCCAUUAAAGGACGUACUUAAGGUUUGUUUAAAAGCAAUUAUUGCUGAUUAAAAUAAAGUUGAGAUAUUGUUUGUUUAUAUGUAAAUAGUGUAGAUUUGUUCAAUGCACAGUUGGGUCAUUGUACAGAUAAUAUACAGGCUUUGGAUUACUUGAAACAAAAACACUCUUUGUUCUUAAAGGUUUCAACAGUUGUAAGGUAAAACGUAGAAUUUAUAAAAUCUGUAUAAAUUCACUACCACUGGACUCAGUAUUUAUACUCAUGUAGGAGCAGUUUUGUAAAAUAAUAGCUUCAUAUGUUUUUUGUUUUGCUACAGUAUGUCAUAUUUUGUGUGAAUGCAAAAUUAAAUGUUCUCCUAAUUGUU
Molecule: messenger RNA, 11113 nt
Organism: Solea senegalensis (Senegalese sole)
Lineage: Eukaryota; Metazoa; Chordata; Actinopteri; Pleuronectiformes; Soleidae
Product: transcription factor TFIIIB component B'' homolog
Exons: 29
Coding region: 105-10319 (3404 amino acids)
Biological process (GO): RNA polymerase III preinitiation complex assembly
Cellular component (GO): transcription factor TFIIIB complex
Molecular function (GO): TFIIIC-class transcription factor complex binding
Source: RefSeq, a predicted model, not a curated record